This is a messenger RNA of Polyodon spathula (Mississippi paddlefish), 825 nucleotides long. RefSeq names its product ferredoxin 1 (gene fdx1). Lineage: Eukaryota; Metazoa; Chordata; Actinopteri; Acipenseriformes; Polyodontidae. Gene Ontology annotation, molecular function: 2 iron, 2 sulfur cluster binding. Bases 150 to 686 code for a protein of 178 amino acids. Gene Ontology annotation, cellular component: mitochondrion. The transcript is spliced from 4 exons. Gene Ontology annotation, biological process: P450-containing electron transport chain; positive regulation of oxidoreductase activity. The record is from RefSeq and is a predicted model, not a curated record.
AAAAACAGGGCCUAACAAGCAAAGGGACAGUGUUGUGUAACCAUUGCGCUAAGUGACUUGUGAGGGUUCUUUUUAUACAGAAAUCGGAUCUACAGAAAAAAAAAAAAAAUCCUUUUUUAAUUUGAGUUUUUAUUGAACCUCUUUCAAGUAUGGCUGCAGCUAUAACACAGAGAUGCAUCCUUCUUUCCCAGAGUUUGUUCCUUAGAUCUCGGUCUAUGAUCUCUAAGCAAACGCCGCUGAGGACACUGAGGCCGGGACAGCGGCACUCGGCCUGCGGAUUUAGCCGAGCUUUUAGCUCAUCUACCGGGACACUCAGAUCAGAAGACAAAGUAACAGUCCAUUUCAUAAACAGAGAUGGAGAAAAUAUCACAACUGAGGGGAAAAUUGGCGAUUCUUUAUUAGAUGUUGUUGUUAACAAAAAUCUGGAUAUUGAUGGAUUUGGUGCCUGUGAAGGAACUUUGGCAUGUUCCACCUGCCAUUUAAUCUUUGAAGAGAACAUCUUUAAGCAGCUGGACCCAAUCACUGAUGAGGAAAUGGACAUGCUGGACUUGGCUUAUGGACUCACUGAAACCUCACGUUUGGGCUGCCAGAUCUGCCUUUCGAAGUCAAUGAAUGGUAUGACAGUAUCGGUGCCGGAGGGUGUGUCUGAUGUCAGACAAGCUGCAGAUAUGGGAUCUACUCCUUAACCCUAGUGAAAUUCCUUGAGAUUCAUAGUGAUUAAUAGAUUCCUGUAAUUACAGGGAUGGUAGAAUAGAAAGAAGACAGGUGGCACACAGGUGUCAUUGUCCAUCAAUUCAACAGUACAUGAAAUCAGGACUUAAAGGA